Drosophila novamexicana is the source of this 1120-nucleotide messenger RNA. RefSeq names its product protein jagunal (gene jagn). The coding region runs from base 105 to 698 and encodes 197 amino acids. Gene Ontology annotation, biological process: vesicle-mediated transport; endoplasmic reticulum organization. NCBI's taxonomy places the organism in Eukaryota, Metazoa, Arthropoda, Insecta, Diptera, Drosophilidae. The record is from RefSeq and is a predicted model, not a curated record. Gene Ontology annotation, cellular component: endoplasmic reticulum membrane. The transcript is spliced from 3 exons.
UAUCGCCCGAGCAAAUGUUGUGAGAAGUACUUUGAAGACAGUUAAAUUGUAUUUAAAAUUGUUAAAAAGCUUUGGUAAAAACGGCAUCGAAUUGACGAACAAAAAUGGCAACUCGCGGCGGUCCAAUGGUCGCGGGAACCGAUGGAAAUGACUUCGAGUUUAGGCAGAAAGUGGCAAACACAUAUCAAAUUAGCUUGUUGAACAAAUCGCGUCUAAAGUACUGCAUUUUCUUUCAUGCCCUGCUAUUCUUUGUCAUGCUGGCCAAGCUAACGUCUGACAUAUUGGAUCGCUUGGAUAUAUUUGUGCUAGAAAUCGAAGAGUUGGAGGUGCCGCAGCCACUGUGGUGGGAAUACGUUUGGGCUGCCUCGCUGCUCACAUCGUUUCUGGGCCUUUCAGCGGCACGUGGCAACAAGGUCCGCGAUAUGCAAAAGUAUAUGAUUGCCAUUUUGAUAAUGGCUGUGCUCCCGCUGCUUUACUGUUUCGCCUAUUACUUUUCCGACGUUUGGGAGUUUUUGACCAUGGACAAAGCCUUAGAGCUGGACGAAACGGACAUUUUCGUAUGGCGCGGAUUUCCGUAUGGUGUAUUUUGGUAUGCCUUUUGUUUUGUGGGCUUCCAGAUUCAUGGGUUCACACUUUACUUUGCGUACAAUCUAGUCAAGGCCUGGAAGGCGCGGUCAUCCACACGUAAAUUUCAGUAAAUCAAUAAAAUAGUGGAAAUACUACUAAAUACUCGCCAAAUUAGUGAAACGUCAAAGCAAGAUGCUGUAGGGCUAGUUGUAAAUAAUUUGAAAAAAAAAAAACUUAAAACUAUCUCUCUAGUGCACAAAAGCAAAACAGAAAUAAUAAUAAAUCACACAUUUUUAAUAAUCAGACAUCAUAUUUUCAGAAUGAAAAAAUUACCAACGUUAUAGUUAUUGUUAAAGUUAAAACGUUCAAGCGUUACAUACUACAUAAAAAAAAAAGUAAAUAUAUAAACAAUUAUCCAUAUACAUACGAUACACAUGCAACCUUAUAAAGUCGAAUCGACAUCAAAGCAACUGAAGCCACCAAAUUUCCCAAGUCAAAAAGGAAACAAAACGAUAAUAACAAGAUGUAAACUUAAUAUUCUCUUUUGUGGUCU